GUGAUGACGUAGAAUUUGCGCGACGGAGUGAAAAGUCAGGAUUCAACUACGGUUCGUUGGUACGUAACAACGUUUCAUUGGAAUCCUGUACCAAUCAAUAUACUCAAGGAAUGCACCUAUAACAAACAUUAAACAUGACACGUUGCAUUAGUAACUAAUUCUCUCGGGCAAAGCGUUUGAUGACUUUUAUCGGAGCGAUGCUAGAUUCGCCAGCUAUCCGUGACGUGCUAAAGUUGAGCUGUUAGCCGAAGGUCCACUUGUUGAAUCAUCACUUCGUGCCGAAAGUAGUCAGGUUUUAAACCAUGGGGGACGUGAAGACCCCAGACUUUGAUGAUUUGCUAGCAGCCUUUGAUAUUCCUGACAUUGAUGCCAUCCAGUCAAGUCCAGAAGAGGAUGAUGUUUCUACUCAUGAAAGAAAACAUUCACCCCAACCUGGCUCCCCUACUUUGCACUUUCCCCCUCCUGCCGUCAGCGUGAUAGUGAUGAACACCGUGCGACCCUGCGAUGAAGAUGAUGACGAUGAUGGAACGAAAAACGACCAUGCAAGCUCUCUUUUAGAGUCUCAUCUCAAGAUGAAUGUCAGUGCCGCCCAGCUUGCCAACUGCCUUAAUGGGUCUGCAGUUAGUGACCAGCAAGGAUCCAGCGCGGCGCCACAGCACCAGCAUUCACCGCUGAACGAUGACAACGAAGGCGAUGCGAUGGAGAUUGCGUCGGUCAGGGACAUGAUUGAAGAUGUGAUCAGUUUGAAGUCCCAGCAGCAACUGGAGUCCACCCAAUUAUCUAUUCCUCCCUCUCCUCGGUCUGGCUUGCCUCGAAAGGAAGAAGCACACCUCCUCCCUCAUGCGCCGUCUUCACCUUUAUCACACAACGGGGAUUUGGGCAAAAAGAACACCUCUCACUUGGACGAGGACGACUCAGAACCAGACUUGGGAAGCCCACUGGUGAUCCACGAAAGCCCAGAAUUCAUCAUGCCGUCGCCUCCGAAAUUGAAACACAGCGUCAGACAUCAACCGGAGCUGUGCGUCUCUCCCGAGACCACCUCGUGCACUCUUGAAACGCUGACUGAGCAGGAGGAGAAGCCCGUUUCCAUCGCAGCGCCACCGGCGGGCCCUCAGAGCUCUCAUUUGGCACCAGUGCAAGAGGAGAAAUACCCUGAGCAUGUGAUUGACGAAAGGGAGUCUCCUGAGAGUCCACCGCCCAGUGAGACGGGGCUCCCGUUUCCCAAUCGGGGCCCUGAGUCGGGAAACCACAGCAGUGAGCCCAACCAAGAAGACAGAGCUGAUGACAGUCAAACUCCCAACGAGGAUCCGUCCGACACCGUGUCGGCUAAAACAGAACCACCCGAAUUGUUGCCCCUCAAAGUUAAAAUCAAAGUGCCCGCGGGGAGUUUAAUGAAGACGACACUCAAAAGAGGUUCGAGAGCCACUUCUAAGGGUGCGGAUUCGUCCAAAUCUUCAUCAAAGGCUCACAAUCCGAAAAACAAGAGGGGCGGUUCUCAGCAGUCUCGCGCAGGGCUUCCAGAAAUCAAAGACAAACGUUCAGUGGCCAUGAAAUCGAAAUUCACCCGCGCCGUUGUGAGCGUGGCCAAAACCACACCUUUUCCUCCCACGACCGGCCCCGGUGGCGUCAACCUGCGCUUGCUGGGUCAGAAGACUCUGCAGAGUUCCCCUCAGGGCAGCAGCCGGCCCGCCUCCAUUGUGAACAGCAGCGGGGCCAUCAUCUCCAAGAGCCAGACCAACCUGGUGGAAAGCUUCAAUAAGAUUCUCACCAAUAAGAACCUGCUGCCCAGCUAUAAACCCGACCUGAGCUCGCCUCCCGCCGAGUGGGGCCUUCCUUUGCCCGCUCAGGGUUAUCGAUGUUUGGAGUGCGGCGACGCCUUCGCUUUGGAGCAGAGUCUGGCCCGCCACUACGACCGGCGCUCGCUGCGCAUCGAGGUGACGUGCAACCACUGCUCCAAGCGCCUGGCCUUCUACAACAAGUGCAGCCUUCUUCUCCACGCCCGCGAGCACAAGGAGCGAGGCCUGAUCAUGCAAUGCUCGCACCUUGUCAUGAAACCCGUGCCCUUGGAGCAGAUGAUAAGCCAGAUUGAACUCAACGGUCAGUCUACCCUGCAGGGCAAAGCGCAACAAUGCCAAUCGGCCCCUAGCAAGAAAUCGGACGCGGCGCAGCACAUCGGAUAUAAAUGUCUCGAAUGUCAGACAAAGUUCGACGGCAAAAAAGAAGUGAUCCAGCAUUUCCAAGAAAUCAAACAAGCCGAAAGCACACCGUGCACGGAAUGCUCGCCGCCGAUGCUGCUGCCCAACGCCUGCAGCGCGGCGGCUCACCAGCGCAUCCAUCGAGGCAGCGCGCCGCCGCACGUCUGCCCCGAGUGCGGCGGCACGGUCAAGCCGGAAGCCUUCCAGUCGCACCUUGAUCACGUUUGUUUGCACUUUUCCCGACGCGUCGGCUACAGAUGCCCCAGUUGCUUGGUGGUGUUUGGCGGGCUGAAUUCGGUGAAGGCUCACAUCCAACAAGCCCACUGUGACAUUUUCCACAAGUGCCUCAGCUGCCCCAUGGCCUUCAAAUCGGCGCCCAGCAUCCAGAGCCACAUCAGCGCGCAGCAUCCCACCGUAACCAACGGCCAGGCCAUGCUGAUCUACAAAUGCGUGAUGUGCGCCACGGUUUUCACGCAAAAGUCUUUGCUGUACAACCAUUUUGACACACAUUUAGCCAGUCAAAAGGUUCACGUGUAUAAAUGCCCGGAUUGCAACAAGAUGUUUCCUCAGAGAAAUAUACUCAUGGAGCAUUUCAAGAGUCACAAGUCAUCCAAGCUAGCGUUAGCCUCCGCCCCAGCUGCUGCUUCUUCCUGUCCUCAGCCCGCAGUCAAGUUAGAAAGUUCGGACGGGGAAGACGGCGAGGAGGUCGUCGUUAACGCCGGGGCGACGGUGGCCACCACGGGGUGGACGUGCGUUCACUGCCACGAAUGCUACGCUGACUCACAAGAGUACAUAAGUCACAUGGCGAAACAACAUGGCAAGACCUUGAAAAACUUCCCUUGUAACAAAUGCGAGAGCUCCUUCUCCUCCGCAUCCAGCCUGAGACGCCACAUCCGCGAGAAACACAAGGCCGCCAGUCGCUUCCGCUGCCAGUUCUGCACAGGCAGCAAGAAAACAUUCAGCAGCAGAGCCAUGUUGGACAAACACGUCCAGCUUCGACACGGCAUGGACGCCAUGAGCCAGGAGCAGGGAGCCACAGAUGAGGCCGACAGCUCCUCGGAACUGGACGGCGCUUCGCUGACCCGUCGCAGACGACGAGCGGCCGUCAAGACGGAACGCGACGACGAGUUCGCUCCCUCGAAAAAGUCAAGGUCGGCCUCCGCGCCUUAUUCUCCCCCCGAGUCCGGGUUCCGUUGCGCCCCUUGCGGCUUCACCACGGAAGACCAGCCCACCUUCCAGGCGCACAUCAUCCAGCAUCGGGUGGGGGCGGACGGCGGCGGGCAGCAGUGCGCACAGUGCGGCGCCUGCUUCACGUCUACCAAGUCGCUGGCACGCCACCUCUUCAUCACCCACAAGGUACGCGACGUGCUCACCGAGCAGCAUAAAGACCAGAGCGCGGCGGCGGCCGCGGCGGCCCUGUCCCCCGUCAACAACAAGAAAGCCGAGGAGAAUUCUCUCGGCUGCCCCGCCUCGCCCUCCUCGCAAAGUCAGGGCAAGGAAGAUGACGACGCGCUGAGCUGUAAAGUGUGCGGCAAGCACUUUGACAAGGCCACGGAUCUCAACACGCACUUCCGAACUCACGGCAUGGCUUUUAUCAAUGCAAGAAACACGGGGAAACCAACUUAGCGCGUGAGUAGACCUUCACGUCGUGCCUUAUCGUAUAUGAUAUUGAGCAUUUUUGACUUCACGGUCAAAAGGUAAAACCCCCUUUUUGAAAAUGUGACCGCUUGAAAAAUGUCCUCCUCAAACCUGUUUUGCUCAGGUCAGAUUGCAGACAUCAUCCAAAGUGAAAUCCCGCGGAUCGGUUUUGCGUUUUGUCCAUUGGUUGCGUUUGAAGCUCAACCAAUCAAAGAUGAUUCCCGUAAGCCUUAACCUUCCACGCGUGACGGACACUCAGGAUAUCAAAUACAGUGGAACUUCCAAGCUGUUCUGAUUUCAAAACAAAUAUGAUUCACUUAAUAAGUGGGAAAACACCGAAAUGUUAUUCCGUAGCAGGUAGGACAAUAGAUUUGUACUUACAAAGGCUUUAGAAAAUUUUAAAUCACAAUGCACUCCUCGUCACAUAGACCCACCUAAAAAAAGAAAAAAGAGAAAAAAAAGCUGACCUUGCAAUGUACAAGCCAUUCUUCUUUUAUAACUGAUGUAGAACACAUUGUAAUGUACCGAGCAGCCAGGAGUGACUCAUCUCACACACACAAAAAAAAAAAAAGAAAUACAAAGGGAAAAGUUCAGAAUGUACUCGGGAGGUUCCACUGUAGUUAGAAAGUAGACCGAUGACCUCCGAAACAAUUAAAAAAAAAAAAAAAGGAUCUGCAGCAAUGUUCCCUAAACUGUUUUAAGCCAAGGCACAUUUUUACUUUUGCAAAAAUUCCACGCAAAGUCCCUAUUCACUGCGUUCUCAUCUAAAUUUACUCACAAAAAUACUUCUGACUUUUGCUGGCUUGGAAAGAUGAACAAAGAUAUAUUUUUGUAGUAAAUGUUAUUCGUAGCGGUGAAAUUCAACGGGAAAUUCAUGCUUGAGUUGAUUUAGCAGCGCUUUGAGCGCUCAGUUAUCAGUUUUUGUCGUAAACAUCUCAAAGCUUCGAAACUGAUAAGCGACUUAUGAUCACAAAUUAAUAUUUAAAUUGUUUGCUUGUAGAGUGUUGUUGAUAUCAAAGCUAUGUGUAUCUCGUUCUUACCGCAAAAAAGAGUUCAAAUGAUUGUAAUCAGUCGCUCAGUGGAUGUUAAAGCGUUUUUCUUUUUUUUUUUUUUAUAAAAAUGUCCUUUGUGUAUAGUUAACCAUCUGUGAUCAAUCUGUCUCAGGUGAGCAAUCGACGCUUUAGCAAGGGUUUUUAUCUAGAUGCUCAAAUGUCUAUGGAGAAAAAUGAAUAAAAAUGUGGCACAUUGUCACAUGAUUCAUUUGUCAUCUUUAUUUCCGUCCUUCAAACUUACACCAAGAAUUAAAAAAAAAAAAAUCUAAAUGAGUAACCAGCCUGUUAUGCAUCGAUAUUGAUGGUCGCCAUUUUAGCAUUAAUACCAAUGUGAAGAUCGGGGUUGGUGAAAUGCUCUGAAAGACAUAAUGGGACAUAAUAGAUAAGAACAUUUAUUUUAUUUGAAAUCAAUAUUGAGACUGUAAAAAAAAAAUUCUAUUGUUCAAAAGCUUUUUGAUGUUUAAUUUUUUUAUACCCCCCCCCCACACACACACAAUGAUUUAAGUUUUUAUUGUGAUUGACAGCCACAACCCUAUUAAAGAGGGUGUGCACAUUUAUGCAACCACAUUCUCUCUCUCCUUCCCUUUCAAUUUAUUUUCUAUUAUGAGUACUUGUGUUACUCACCAGCAGCAAACGCACGAAUGCGAGUGGGCUUUUUAAGAAGCACUUCUCUGAAAAACAAAUCUCUUGUGGUUAUUUUAGCAGACACACAUACUGUAGAAAAAACGAAAUGAUCAAACCUGAGAAAAUCUUCAACCAUGACCUCCACCUCGGGAUGAGCCAUCAGAUAAUGCUCAUUAUCGAUCCUCGUCUGGAUCUGGUGUCAAAUAAGAGAUUUCAUCAAGUGUCCACGUCCUCACGUCGCGUAUUUUUUAUAUUUUUUUGUCUUACUUUGAACUGGCGCAGUUUCUCCAGUUGUUCGGCAUUCAGGACGCCAAAGCCGCCUUGAACAGACAUUUGUGCUUUUGGGGGUCCAAAUUAGGCUUAAAAGUACAAAAACAUGGCGGUCAUCUGCCAAUGACACAAACAACCGUUGCUAUGGAAACGCUCGCUUGCAGUUAUACGUUGUGUCCACAGGAGGGCGACAUAACGGCUGAUAGAAAUCAUUGAUACGCUUCACGUUUAAUUGCUUUUGAGACAAAAUGGAAACAAUGACAUCAUAAACGGGUAUUGCCAACUGUUUUCAUUCAGGUGGAGCUAUAUACAAACAACAUGGUAGGAAAUUCAUCAAUCCACUGUACAAUAUAUAAUAAAAACAGAGUAGCUUAAAAAGACAGACUCGUUUAUUUUUCUUACCCUUUGCUUCUUUUAUGUGCUACAUAAAAAGCCUGAAAUACAAGCAGAGAGUAAAAGGAAUGAAAAAAUAUUCCAGUAGAAUAAUGGGCAGUUGUUGCCCAAUAUUGUGACAUAAGCAAUUGGCCAACGGAUACAGAGUCACGGAUGUGACUGUCACAGUUUAUUGUCACACCUUUUAUAUUUAUAUCUAAAAGCUUUUGCUGGUGUUGUUAUAAACAUUCCGAGUUCAUUUUAUCGUCUCACUCGCUCUGCGUGAAAAAAUAGCUUGUAUUGUUAAAGUGAAUUGCUUCUCUUUUCUCUGUCUCCGCAUCAAUUUCGCCUGGAACCUCUUCCUCCUCACUAACGGGGAGUUCUUCCUCGGGACGCGGGGUGUCAAAGGUCACCAGGGCUUGACCUUCCGGUGCGACCGGGACAGCAGGUUUGGGUUGGGCUGGUCCUUUGUAUUUGCUCCUGAAACUCAGACUGUGCACCUUGGCAAGGAAUUUUUCUUUGUGUCUGAAAUGGAACAAAUGUUAAAAUGACAAUUUUAUCAAGUUAGUGCCCCCAAAAAUGAAAAUAUCUGACUGUACAAUGAUUACGCAUCCACACGAUGUAAUUUGAGUUUUACCUGAACAUAUAAGCAGCCAAAAUAAUGGCGAGGAUAGCAAACAAGCAGGAGAUCCAAAUGAUAUGAUGUGACAUCGUUAUGGGACUGACGCUCAAUUCGGGAAUUGCUGCAAAGACACAAGAGCCACGACCAGCCAAAGCUGGCUCACCUUCAGAUGGUUCCUCUGUGCCCGAACCUUCAUCCUCAGGAAACUACAGGAUCAAUGGAAAAAAAAAAAGGUAAAAGGGUGAAUUUGCUGUUCUAAAAAAUAAAUCAAAUUUUAUAGUGACACUAGCAAGUUUCUUUACCGUUAGAUUCAGCAGAUCAUCACUCAGCAAGUCAAUCGACUCAUGUGUCCUUAAGUCUGAAAUGAAACAUAAAGCUUGUGAAAGUACAGUACAUCCUUUUUAAUUAAUUUCAUCCAACAGCUACACUGUGUUUAUUAUGAUCGAUGUGAUUUAUUUUUGUUAAAAACAGAAGAACAGUUUGCCUUUUAAGAUUUUUUUUUUUUUUAAAUACAUAUUCAAGAGAAACAAAGAACGGAAGAGUACCAAUUGGCAGCAAAAAAGUAGGUGUGCGGCGCCGUAUUUAUAACCUUGCUUUCCUUGGAAUGCAUUUCGGAAAGUCAAACAUACAGGAAGGAAAUCAAAGUGCCAACGUUUGAGUCUAGGGUGGAUCAACAAGUGCUGCUUUCGGACAGGACAAGAUCUUAAUCACACUUCCGACAAUACAUGAUGUUAUUUUGUCAUUAAGAAUGAUUUUUUAUUUUGAAUAAUUACCAAUCCAGCUGCUGCCAUAAACGGGUGCAGUCCAUUUACUCCAGAGACCAUCAAAUUCAUCCUUCGUUCUGAUCUGGAUCAUGUACUUCACGCCCGAGAUCACGUCGGUGAUAGUGAACGAGCGGCGGCCUUUGAUCGACUUCAGCUGACAACACAAACCACAUCGAACACACCAGCAGCGGGACCACUGGGAGGAGAAGGAACAUCGAGCACGAUGGAAACUGUCACUGGGCCUGGGCCAGAACCAGAGACGAAAGGGUCAUUCACUCAAGAGGACAUAAACAUCGGAAAAUUACAGCUUUAAAUAACUCCAUUGUCGUCUUUGGAAUUUGGCAUACACACCACAGAGAAAUGUUAACAUCCAAGCCAAAGCUUAACAAAGUAUAUAAAGUGUUUUAAAUUUUAAUUAAUAUUUUUAUUAUUUUAUACAUUUAUUACGCUGAUAAAAUUCAUAUCCCAACAGUGGCAACAUAUCAAGUUACAAUUCUUACCAUUUAUUGAUUAAGAUAUAGCAGUUUGGACGUAAUGUCAACGGCUUCUGAGGCGUCCAAUCACAGCGGAUCUUACUGCUGGGUGACUUUUUGGUGCAGUUCAGGCUGGGAACUUCUGGAGGUUCUACAAUAUAGCACAACCGGAAGCUUCAUCUGAAUCAUUCUCAAUGAUGCCCUUAAUUUGGGAAAAAAAUACUCAUCUAAAACUAUUAAAGCAUCUAAUUUACAUAGUGGUUAGAGAAUAUGAAGAAUGUAAACAAUUAGCAUCACAUCAUUGUGCCAUAUUUAAUUAAAGGGGAAAUCAACUUAA
Syngnathus typhle (broad-nosed pipefish) is the source of this 8347-nucleotide messenger RNA. Its product is annotated as zinc finger protein 687a-like. The record is from RefSeq and is a predicted model, not a curated record. The transcript is spliced from 13 exons. The coding region runs from base 303 to 3821 and encodes 1172 amino acids. NCBI's taxonomy places the organism in Eukaryota, Metazoa, Chordata, Actinopteri, Syngnathiformes, Syngnathidae.